AUGUCCACUUCUGCUGCUCCAUCUUCUUCCACACCCACAUUCGCCUCUCUUGGUGAGACUGAAGCAGUAGACCAGCCAGUAGUAUGGUUUCAUUUCUUCGCCAACCUUGAACAUCUGCAGAAGUGCACCGAGUGGCGCGCCCGACUCGCCUGGCUCUCCGCCGGUCGUGACGGUUUAAUUUGUGGCCGUAGCCUUGCCGAGGACCAGUGGGCUCUCAGUCUCCUCGUCCACAAAUUUGCAGAGAUAACCGACGUCGACGUCGACCCUGACGGUCGUUGGAUUGCCAUUGGUACCACUGAUGGGACGGUUUCUGAUGAGAAGAAUGCAUUUGCAAUACUUGACCGUCAGAUUGUUUUCGAGUAUCCACACCAUCUAAUUCCACCGAUUUCACUAGUUAUUAGUAGCCCAAAGUUACAUGGACUUACUAUCCUAUGGAUUGGAUAG
Molecule: messenger RNA, 444 nt
Organism: Hydatigera taeniaeformis
Lineage: Eukaryota; Metazoa; Platyhelminthes; Cestoda; Cyclophyllidea; Taeniidae
Source: the annotation of a GenBank genome assembly